Messenger RNA from Piliocolobus tephrosceles (Ugandan red Colobus), 1038 nucleotides. Its product is annotated as zinc finger protein 33B-like. The coding region runs from base 206 to 490 and encodes 94 amino acids. Lineage: Eukaryota; Metazoa; Chordata; Mammalia; Primates; Cercopithecidae. Gene Ontology annotation, biological process: regulation of DNA-templated transcription. The record is from RefSeq and is a predicted model, not a curated record. The transcript has 5 exons.
CACCGUCAGGCUUUGCGCGCGAGCUGCGCGCAUGCCUUGUCCACGGUCUACCUGUGCGUUUCCGCCUUUCCUUUUGUUUUUCUCAGGUUUUGCGUGGGAGGCGGUCGCGCGAUUUCAAGGGUCUACCAGCUCUUCUACGGCGAAUGCAACCGGAUGAGAGACUGUAUCUUCAGAGUUGUCUCCGUCUUUCCAAGAACAGAACAAAAUGAACAAGGUAGAACAGAAGUUCCAGGGGUCAGUAUCAUUUAAAGAUGUGACUGUGGGCUUCACCCAGGAGGAGUGGCAGCACCUGAACCCUAGUCAGAGGGCUCUGUAUAGAGAUGUGAUGCUGGAGAACUACAGCAACCUUGUCUCAGUGGGGUAUUGUGUUCACAAACCAGAGGUGACCUUCAGGCUGGAACAAGGAGAAGAGCCAUGGAGACUGGAGGAAGAAUUCCCAAGCCAGAGGUUUCCAGCAGACCUGCACUACAAGAGGUGUUCUGAUGUCUGAUGGAAAUCUGGAUCUACCUAGGGGGAUGAAGGACAGGAAAUGUUGACUACUUGGGUAUGUAUACAAGAUAUUUUUCUUUAUGUAAAUCUAAAAAGGAUACUGACUUUUUACAAAAAUAACAUCAAAUGUAUUAUGGGGUUUAUAACAUAUGUUUAAAAUAUAUGACAAUCAUAGCCUAAAAAGGCUAUGAAAAAGAAGUUAAGUAUAUACUAUUAGAAGAUCCAUGUAUGUACUAUUACUGAAAAGUACACUGAUUAAAGCUUUUAUAAACAUUGAUGAUCACAGAAAAUAUAAAUGGUCUAAGACACCCCGUUUAAAGGCAGAGAUUUCUGGAUAAGAUAAAUAAAAAUAAGAUCCAAUCAUGCUGCCUAUGAAGGAAACAUGUUAGAUUCAAAGACAAAUAGAUAAAAAGAAUGGGAAAAUCUGACAGCCCGAUGAAGUAGCUUUCAGAACCAGGAAUACCGGUGAUGAAGAUUUUUUUCAUAUUGAUAGAGAUCAGUUCAUCAAGAGGAUUUAACAAUCCUCAACUUUAGGUUAAUAACAGAUUU